This is a messenger RNA of Cynoglossus semilaevis (tongue sole), 2641 nucleotides long. Its product is annotated as leptin receptor overlapping transcript like 1. The transcript is spliced from 4 exons. The coding region runs from base 156 to 659 and encodes 167 amino acids. Gene Ontology annotation, biological process: late endosome to vacuole transport via multivesicular body sorting pathway; negative regulation of growth hormone receptor signaling pathway. The record is from RefSeq and is a predicted model, not a curated record. Gene Ontology annotation, cellular component: endosome. Lineage: Eukaryota; Metazoa; Chordata; Actinopteri; Pleuronectiformes; Cynoglossidae.
AACAGAUAAUAAACGAGGUAACCUGAAUAUCUAAUGGGGGAAGAGAAAGGCUGAACUACAAUAUUCACGUGUUCUCUGUUUUCAUGUUGUUUGGCAAUUUUACCAUUUUUUAAAAAUAAAGAUAUUAUAAUUCCGCUCCUCGCUGCAGCACGUGAAUGCAUCAGGGUAGUCGGUCGUCUCGGACUCGGAGCCGAGGUGGGAGGGAGGGGGCACUGUUGUCAUCCACCACGCACCGCUGUUUGUCGGGCUUUUGUCCAGGAGAAAUGGCCGGGAUUAAAGCUCUCAUCAGCUUGUCCUUUGGAGGAGCCAUCGGCCUCAUGUUCCUCAUGCUUGGAUGUGCCCUCCCUGUGUACGACAAAUACUGGCCUUUGUUCCUCCUCUUCUUCUACAUUCUGUCACCCAUCCCUUACUGCAUUUCACGGCGGGUGGUUGAUGACACAGACUCGACCAGUAAUGCCUGCAAAGAGCUGGCCAUCUUCCUCACAACAGGCAUCGUCAUUUCAGCCUUCGGUCUGCCAAUCAUCUUUGCCAGAGCUGAAGUUAUUGCCUGGGGUGCAUGUGCGCUGGUGCUAACAGGCAACGUAGUCAUCUUUGGGACCAUCCUGGGCUUCUUCCUCGUCUUCGGGUCCAACGAUGACUUCAGCUGGCAGCAGUGGUAAAAGCAGCCGAGGGGGUGGCACGACUUGGUUGGAACUGUUUUAUUAGUUUUAUUAUUAUGAUUAUUAUUGUUCUUGUUCUCAGAUUACCGUUCUGUUCUUGUAUUUGUUAUUUAUGAUGAUGACCACCAUCGCACAUCAAUAGACAACAACAAACCAGUGCAAUACACGGUCCUUUUUAUUUUUAUUGCUGUUUUUUUUUACUGCCUGUAUCAUGUUGAACUGAACUGACACCAGUGGAGCAGACAACACUGGUCCUCAGCCUGACCUCGUACCUCAUGUUGACUUUGGUUCUCUGAUGUCUUGUGUUUGUGACUUUCCUCCAUGUUGCUGCCUCUGUUUUUAACAUUGUAUACAAAUAUUGUUCUCAUGAAAACAAUGUUAAUCCUAAGAAAAAAAACAAAACAACGGAGUCCAUUUUUCUCCUUAUUUGAUCUUUCAACGCUGUGAGGACGACGUUUGUAUUUCUACUAGUUUGAGGGUCAAUCGAUUCUAAAUUUUACCUUUUUCUGAAAACAAGGAAUGUUUAACAUUUUCAGAUUUUUUCUUUUCAAAUGAUAGCACAUUUUAGCAGAUUACGUGCAGAUUUUUGUUUCCCUGUUAUGCUAAAGUCCUUAAGCUGUGAAACUAAUAAAACAAGUCAGUGUGUGUGGAAGUAGUGCAGCCAACCAGACACAACUUUCAUUGAUUUUCUUUUUCCCAUAACAUUUUUCUUAUUGUUUCCUCUUUGAAGACAGAGAGAAAAUUCAGUUGACUGUGAUUUCCCAUGUGCACAACUAGAUGCAGGCUGAUUAUCCACCGUCUUAUUAGUAUCUCUGAGCCCUUUUUCUCUCGUAUUGAGCGCUUGGGCUCACUGUGUCAGGGUCAAGUCAGCAUGGAAAGCUUUUAGUAGCAAGCCGCUAGCGUAGGAUUAGCUCAAGUCAGUCAUGCUACGUAAGCGGGGAGUUGCUUUUUAAAGAAGACCUGGUUAGCUGCUAAGAAACCUUAAGCCUUCUCAUGUGACCACUCUGCUCUGACUCUUUCAAAGUAAGAGUCUAAGCUCCAUUAGGUCAAGAGUUGUUCUUCAAAUGUUAGUCACAUUUCCUGACCGCAUCAGUUUCAAGAUCAAAACGAAACAUCCAUCUGACAGUUUAACUGCAUUUGAAAAAAAAAAGAAUUUGAGCAUCUCACCAAAGUGGAGAGUUAAGCAUUGGCCCCAAUGCUUUAGAUUUCAAUUGUAAUUCAUGUUUGUUUUCGGGAGAGGUUUAAGAAAAUGUGAUCUUUUGGAAGAAAGAAAACUAUUUCUUCUGAUUUGAUGUAAAACCUAGUAAUUAGAAACGGUUUUGUUAAAAUGUAUUUUUAAAGAACUGAUUAUUCAUUAAUAUUUUAACAGCCCACCAGAAAACAAUUUUCAAAAAAUCAAUUUUCAUUGUCAAUGCUUUAAGUUCAUUUUUCAUUUUGUUCAAGUUAUUUGUGCAAAAAUAAUUGUUUCAUUUUUUUUAUUUUAAUCUGAAACUGAAUUCACUGCUGUAGCUACACACUUUAACCGUAUCUGCCCCCUUUAUUGACUCAGAGACCUAGCAAAGGCAUAGAUUGUAUUAAAAGCACAGUCAUGACAUCUUAUGUGUUUCUGCUGGAAACUAAGCAGUGUUUAAAAAGAAAAAAAAAGCUAAUAUUGAAAACUACUGACAUAAAUGUGCAUGUUGUCAAACAGUUCCACUUUUACUCCACAGAAAAUUCAGUAAAAGUAGAUUUACCUGCCACUGAUGAUGGAGCAGGGAACUGUCUGUUGACAAAUAACGUUUUGUGUAUUUCUGUUUUUAAAAUUGCAUCUUUCGUUUUUAAUUUCUUUUCUCAUAUAAUUGGAAGAUUUUUGUAUUUAUAUCAAAGCAGAUGCUCUGUAUCUGAUUUUCAACGCCAUUUUCUAUCUGGAAAUUUUGUGUUCAUGAAGCAGAAGUAAGCAUGGUGAUUUUCUUUUUUUUUAAUAAAGACCAUUUUUGAACAUC